Maudiozyma saulgeensis is the source of this 1161-nucleotide messenger RNA. The record is from the annotation of a GenBank genome assembly. NCBI's taxonomy places the organism in Eukaryota, Fungi, Ascomycota, Saccharomycetes, Saccharomycetales, Saccharomycetaceae.
AUGUCAGAUGAAGAUUAUUCUAAAUUUAUUUCUGAUAAACUUUUCACUAAGGUUAAACCUGUAAUUUUCACAGAUUUGAUCAAUCAAUUUAAAUGUGGUCCAAGUAAAGCAAAGAGUCAGAUGUAUUCUUACUACAAGAACACUAGUAAUGUUAAAUUCCAAUGUGUUCUCGUUGCGUGUUAUUCAAACGAUAAAAUUAAGAUCAUUAAUGAUAUUAAUAAUAUAGAGAAUCCAGAUAAGCUAACCGACUGUUUCAUAUAUGCAUUUAAUCCCAUGGAUGUAUUUAAUCCUAUCAACGAAACUGUAGUUAGAAUGGAUGAUCUAUUAAUCAAGAAUCCAAAUAAAAUAAGUAUAGAAUCAAGUAAUGAAAUUAAGGCGACAGAAUUGACAAGACCUAGGACUUUAGAUAACGAUACAAAGCCAAAGAAACUUACAACUGAGGUCAAAAGAUCAAAGACUGAACCUCAAACAAGUAAAAAGAAUAAUCAAACAAUGAAAGAGGAAUCCACAAAGGAGCAGAAACCAGAAGGUAAACUAAGACCUACCGAAUUAUUGGCCAAGAUGAGACUGGAGAGACAACAGAAGGAGAAAGACAGACAAGAAGAACUGAAGAAAAGAAAAGAUGAACAUGUACAACAAAAGAUUAAGAAUGAUCCAAAGACUGCUGCCCAGAUGAAAGAAUUAAAUGAUAUUUUUGCAAAUGAUGAUAUGUCAGAUUAUGUCGAAGAAGACCACUCAAAAAGAACAGAGAUUAAAAUUGAUGACAAAACGAUAACACAAUCAUCACCACAAAAGAAACAAGCUUCUACGAUAAAUCCUUCUGACCUCGAAGAAAUAUUGGAUACCACAGGGGAGGAAUCUUUAUUAAUGCUUUCCCAGAAUGCUGAAAACAAACAAUCAGUACCGUCAAAGGACAAACCAAACCAGGAGGUAAAGAAAGAUGCAGAAGAAGAAGAAGAAGAGGUAACGACAUACUUGGAUGAAGAUGGUUACAUGGUCACUAAAAAAUCCGCAAACAAACCUGAACCUGCAACGAAGACAGAAUCUAGAAAAAGAUCACCUAUUGCACCCUCCUUGAAGUCAUCAGUUAAGAAGGUAAAGGCAGCCCCAACGAAGAAAAAACAAGGGUCCCUUGAUUUCUUCUUCAAAAAGAAUAAAUAA